UGCUAGAAAAUAAAUGUCAACAUUCCUUAUAAUUUAAUUUUUAAUACUACUAAUUUUCCGGUGUUUUUUAUUUAUGGAUUUGAGCUUUAAGAAAUACUUGAUCGGCAUGAGUUCGUUUGCUCUUUGUAAUACAUGGUUUCUGUGUGAAAAAAGAAUGAAUAAUACUAUCAGAAUCAGUUUAUAAUUUGUUUUUAUCUCUAUAUUUUUUAUAUUUGCAAUGGGUAUCCGGUUAGAAAAAAAUAAUUUAUUUUCUCAGGAUAUAGAAACUUUAACAUUUUUACUUAGCCGAUUAUCUAUUCAAAAUGAAGAACAAGUAGAUUUAUGUCUAAAGGAAGCUUUUGAUUCAAACUCUUCGCAAGUGAAAACUGAUUCUUGUAGUAGCAUUGCACUUCUAUUUAUCUAUAGACUAUCAAGAUUAAUUGGGAACGCAAUUAAAUAUUUAGUUACUUGUUCUUUUGUUGUGUUCUUUCUGUAUUUAUUUAUUGUGUCUCACAAUACAACCCAGAAGUUUGUCAUGAGAAACUGUCAAAAUUUUAUUUAUCCAACAAUGCGCUCUCUUCGUCUAUGGACAUUGCCAAUUUUGAGAAAAUAUGAAUUUCUGUCUGAUUGGCAUGAAGAAGAGUGCAUUCUUCGAAAUCCAUUCUACUAUGAGUUACCUUUGGAUUGCUGGCCAUGUGAAGAAAUACGAACUCUGGUAGAUCUUACAGGAUUUUCUAAUUAUAGCAGUAACUAUGUGUUUAAUGAACAGCCUUUUAUUGUUAGAGAUAGUUUGCAGGAAAUUGUAUCCUUUAAAGAUUUGAAAAACCUUUAUAAGGAUUAUAACUUGGCUCUUGAUCAAGGGACGGCUAGGUUUCUGUGUAGUGAAAAAGACUUUUGUUCUCCCAAGGAUGUUUUUUCUGAAAAGUCUGCUUCUAGAAAUUCAUUUCAAGUUAUGUGGAAAAUAAAUCGCGUUGCUGCUGCUCGUGUAGUUCGAAAAAUUUUCCCUCGUCCAUACUUCAUACCAAAUAAUAGUGAAGUUGCCUUAGAACGUUACUUAUACCUUAGUGGAGCAGAAGCACCUCAAUUUUUCUUGCCAUUAACAGAUUUUGCUAACGUUUGGGUUGCUCAAGGUCAAGGAUAUCGUCUUAUUGUUUUGGAUCCAUCAGUGCCAUGUUUAUCCAAUUGUUCUACAGUUUCUGUUCUUCUUCGUCCUAAAGAUGUUUUAUAUUAUAACUGGCAGUUUUGGAGGCCACGUUCACGUCCAGCAAACUUUAGUGAAGACAUCAGUAUAACAUAUGUUGGUUCUUUUUAUUGAGCACUUUAUUUAGAGAGAAAUAUCACUGUUAUAAUCUGAUACAACAAUUAGAGUUUAAAAAAUAUAUUUUAUUAAACAUUUCUAAGAAAA
This is a messenger RNA of Argiope bruennichi, 1384 nucleotides long. RefSeq lists its product as uncharacterized. The record is from RefSeq and is a predicted model, not a curated record. The coding region runs from base 218 to 1294 and encodes 358 amino acids. The transcript has 6 exons. Lineage: Eukaryota; Metazoa; Arthropoda; Arachnida; Araneae; Araneidae.